This is a messenger RNA of Nomia melanderi (Alkali bee), 1617 nucleotides long. RefSeq names its product La autoantigen-like (gene La). Gene Ontology annotation, cellular component: nucleus; ribonucleoprotein complex; cytosol. Gene Ontology annotation, biological process: tRNA processing; positive regulation of translation. Lineage: Eukaryota; Metazoa; Arthropoda; Insecta; Hymenoptera; Halictidae. The record is from RefSeq and is a predicted model, not a curated record. Gene Ontology annotation, molecular function: mRNA binding.
UUUUGUUUGUAGCCUCCACUUCCGGUUUCAGUGAACAUAGGGGCACGUGUGCGUCAUGCUGUUUUGUGUUUAAUUAUUGCAUCAAAGCAAUUUGAAUUUAUAUUUUACAGAAAAGAGAAAUAGUAGAGUUGUUUGAAACGUGUACCCAGUAAGAAGUCAGAAAAAUGGAAAACGGAAAAGAAGAAGUUAAAACUGAGAAUGCGAGUGAUGCUGCAACCGAUGAGGUUAAAUGCGAGAAGCCGGUUUCUAAGGUCGAAGAAAAUUCCAUAAAAAAUGAGGAAACUGAGGAGCCAUCCAGUGAGCUUUUGAAUAAGAUAAGGAAUCAAAUUGAGUUUUACUUUGGAGAUGUUAAUAUGCAAAGAGAUAAAUUUCUUAUUGAACAAACGAAAUUGGACGAUGGCUGGGUACCAAUGUCUAUUAUGUUGAAUUUUAAAAUGCUAGCUUCUAUGAGUACAGAUACUGAUGUGAUAUUGAAAGCUUUAGAAUCUAGUGAACUCAUAGAAAUAGCAGAGGACAAAAAAAAGAUUCGUCGUUCACCGAAACACCCCCUACCUGUUUAUAAUGAAGAAUAUAGAAAAGCACAAGAAGCUAGAACAGCUUAUAUAAAAGGGUUUCCAUUAAACGAUACAAAUAUUGAGAAACUUAAAAACUUCUUCAACGAUUUUGAAUCAUUUGAAAAUAUUAUUAUGAGAAAAUAUAUUGAUGCGGAUAAGAAAUUACAGUUCAAAGGAUCUAUCUUUGUACAGUUCAAGACAUUAGAAGAUGCAAAAGCUUUUAUGGCUAGAGACUCUGUGAAAUAUGGUGAUACUGAAUUAAUUAGGAAGUGGUCAGCAGAUUACAGCGUAGAAAAAGCGAAAGAGAAGGAAGAGAGAAAACAGAAGAGAUCUGAACAAAAAGCCAAAAAAAAUGAUACUGGAAAAGAGAAGGAUAAUGAGGAAAGUGGAGAAGAAAAUGAAAAGGAGUCAGCUUUACCUAAAGGUUGUGUAAUUCAUUUUUCUGAUGUACCUGAUAAAUGCACAAGAGAGGACAUCAAAGAACGUCUGGGUGAACUUCAAGCCAGUAUUGCAUUCGUUGAUUUUAAGAUGGGGGACAAAGAAGGUUGGGUUCGCCUACAAGGCGAGAAUUCUGCAAAAACUGUAGUUGAUAAAAUGGAAAACAACAAAGUAACGAUUCGUGACAAAGACGUUGCUUGCCGAAUACUUGAAGGCGAGGAAGAGGAGAAAUACCUUGCAAAAGCGAAAGAAGAAAUGACGAAUUCCAGGCAAAAGUACAAUAAAGGAAAACGUGCAGGCAAAAAGGGUCGUAAUGUACAACGGGGUCAGAGAAAGAGGCGUAGCAGUGAAACUAAUGACGAAGUACCAGCUAAGAAAGCGAAUGUCGAAUGAAAUAAAUCUAGAUAAUAAUGACAAGUUAAACAAAUUCCACACUUUCUCUGCUAUGUAUAUUAAUCCUAUUUUUAUUAUGUGGAAAGACACAGACACAUGUAUAGUUCGUAAAACAUAGAACGUUACACUGCUACAAACUCAAAGUAGUCAUCUACUUUAUGCGCAUAUUUUUUUGUUAGAUGUCAGCAGUGUGUAUAUUAUUUAAGAGAUAAAAAUACGACACUGUUUAUAU